CUUCAUCGCCUAUAUACUGACUUUAACAACGACUUCCUUUUCUUUCUUCUCCCUCAAAACCUCAACUUUUACUGCGUUCUUAUUCCCGAGGAUACAACAGGUUGCGGCUGAAAAUGGAUGGCGAGGAGUUGACGGAGCAAGAGACUGCUUUGUAUGACCGCCAGAUUCGUGUAUGGGGUGUUGAUGCGCAGAGAAGGUUAAGCAAAUCCCAUAUAUUGGUUAGUGGAAUGAAAGGGGCAGUUGUAGAGUUUUGCAAGAAUAUUGUUCUUGCAGGAAUUGGUAGUUUGACCCUGAUGGAUAACAGGCCUGUUACAGAAGAAGCACUUUUGUCAAACUUCUUAAUUCCUCCUGAUGAGAAAAUGUACAGUGGGCGUUCUCUUGCUGAACUUUGUUGUGAUUCCUUAAGGGAUUUCAAUCCAAUGGUCCAUGUGUCAGUAGAGAAAGGUGAUUUGUUGAGCUUUGAUGAAGAUUUCUAUGACAAGUUCGAUGCUGUUGUUGUCAGUUGCUGCUCUUUUACAACCAAAAAGACAAUCAAUGAAAAAUGUCGGAGGAGACCUAAGCGGAUUGCUUUUUAUACUGUUGAUGGUAGAGAUACAUGUGGUGAAAUAUUUGUUGAUUUGCAAAAAUAUAACUAUAUGCAGAAACAGCUUGAUAAUACAAUUGAAUGCCAAUUACAAUAUCCAAGUUUUGAGGAAGCAGUUGCAGCCCCUUGGAGAUCACUUCCAAAGAAAGUGACAAAGCUUUACUAUGCCAUGAGAGUGAUAGAAGGGUUUGAAGAGUCCGAGGGCCGUAAUCCUGGUGAAGUCUCAGUUUCAGAUCUCCCUAGUGUUUUGAAGAUGAGGAAUGAACUCUGCAAGGCUCAGUCAUUGACUGAAUCUCAUAUACCAAAUGGUCUCCUAGAAAGAUUGCUGCUGGCAGGUACAAGUGAAUACCCUCCUGUGUGUGCAAUCAUUGGGGGAAUUCUUGGCCAGGAGGUCAUUAAAGCAAUAUCAGGCAAAGGUGAUCCCCUCAAGAAUUUCUUCUUUUUUGAUGCCAUGGAUGGGAAAGGCAUAAUAGAAGACAUAUCAAACUCAAACCACUAGAAUCUGAACAUUAUUGUACGGAGAAGCAUUGAGCUAUUUUAAGGUGGGGAUUGGGAUGUAAGUCUUCAUUUGUAAGUAGUUGAACUGCAUGAGUGCCGCCCUUUUGUCAUAGAUUCA
This is a messenger RNA of Telopea speciosissima, 1199 nucleotides long. RefSeq names its product SUMO-activating enzyme subunit 1B-1-like. Lineage: Eukaryota; Viridiplantae; Streptophyta; Magnoliopsida; Proteales; Proteaceae. The coding region runs from base 114 to 1082 and encodes 322 amino acids. Gene Ontology annotation, molecular function: SUMO activating enzyme activity. The transcript has 10 exons. Gene Ontology annotation, biological process: protein sumoylation. Gene Ontology annotation, cellular component: cytoplasm; SUMO activating enzyme complex. The record is from RefSeq and is a predicted model, not a curated record.